Messenger RNA from Rhineura floridana, 3474 nucleotides. It is a transcript of the gene ANKRD23, whose product is annotated as ankyrin repeat domain 23. Gene Ontology annotation, cellular component: nucleus. Gene Ontology annotation, biological process: regulation of transcription by RNA polymerase II. Bases 77 to 1000 code for a protein of 307 amino acids. The record is from RefSeq and is a predicted model, not a curated record. Lineage: Eukaryota; Metazoa; Chordata; Lepidosauria; Squamata; Rhineuridae. The transcript is spliced from 9 exons. Gene Ontology annotation, molecular function: RNA polymerase II-specific DNA-binding transcription factor binding.
CCUGGGCUGGAAUAAAAGCAGCAGCUGAGGCUAGCAGCCACGGAGUGAGCAUUGUGGCUCUGGCGUAGGGGGGACCAUGGAGAUCUUCAGCAUUCAGCAGUUGGUAAGUGACGAACGACAUGAGGGGAAAGUGCGAGGUUUUGAGGCGCUGGCCAGAGGUGCAGCCUGGGAGCCUGGGAGCUGCCGAACAGGCCCGGCUAGCGUAAGGGAAACAGUCAGCAAGGAGAGACAGAAGGCAGAAGAUGAGAAGAAGAAAAAGCUUGAGACACUCAACAAUUCCAGACUGAAGCUGGACAGCCUGCAGGACUUGGAGGCCAUCGUCAAGCUUCGCAAGAAUAAGAAGAGGUUGAAGAAAGUGGUCCGCCCCAAAGAACGGGAGCCAGAAGUGAUAACAGAGCCUGUGGAUCCAGGGCAGUUUCUUCAAGCGGUGCUGGAAAACCUGGUUCCUGUGAUUGACAAAUACCUGGCAGAUGGAGGGGACCCCAAUGCUCAUGACAAGUUUAGAUGUACAGCCCUGCACCGGGCCUGCCUGCGCGGCCAUGCAGAGAUCGUAGACAAGCUGCUGGAAGCUGGGGCCAAACUGGAGCCAAGAGACAUGCUGGAUGCAACCCCCGUGUUCUGGGCCUGUCGUGGGGGACACCUGGAGAUCCUCAAGUGCUUGAUCAACAGGGGAGCCAAGAUCUCCACACGGGACAAGCUGUGGAGCACCCCACUGCAUGUGGCCGUCCGGACGGGGCACUGCGAUUGCGCCGAACAUCUCAUUGCCUGCGGGGCAAAUAUCAAUGCACAAGACAAGGAAGGCGACACGCCCAUUCACGACGCAGUCAGGCUGGGGCGCUUCAAGGCAGUGAAGAUGCUGCUGAUGUACGGCGCAAACCUUGGCGUGCAGAACGAGGAGGCAGUGACUCCAGUGGACCUGGUGAAAGACUGGCAGACGGGCAUCCGGGAAACGCUGCAAGCAUGUGCCGACCGGCAGCGAGGCUCCCCCAGGAGCUGCUGAGACUGAGUGGAGGGUCGGGGGGGCAUUGGCUCUGUGAGCCUACCUUCCUCCUCCCUCCACCAGCUUGUGACCAACUUGCCAUCCUUGCCCUUGGCAUGGAGCUUGGGCAGACCUGCCCUCCCUUUCCGAUUCUGGUGCCAGUAAGGUAUAGGGUCCUUUUUUGGCACCCUCAGGCUGAGGCAGAAGAGGAAGGAGGUCCUCAGGACCCUCUUCUUUGUCCCAAAAGACCUUGAAGGAGAGUAUCCAGCUCCUCGGAAUGGGCCAGGAGAGCAGUGCUGGGCGCCCCCCUCUGCUCUUCUUAGUGGAGCCUCCAGAUGUACAGAUGAUUGUACCAGGGGAAACUAAGGCACAAGAGAGAUUCAUGCAGGAAGGUUGAUGCAGAUCGAUUUCAGGAAAGUCCACAGUAGCUCUGUUAUUGCAAGCAGGAGCUGAUGGGAAUUUUGUACCCGUUUUAAAAUGUCUCUACUAGGGAUAGGGUACCCUAACGUGUAGGCUACAGGGCUAGGGGCCCCAAGACUUUGCUGCCUGAGUCACAGGGCAGGAUAGCAACACCAGCCCCUUCCACUUCCAGAAUGGCAGCAGGCUCUUACUUCAACGCUGGUCAUGGGAUGGUGUCCUCCUCUGUGCUUGAAGGCAGCAGACUACCGUGGCUUAGGGGGCACAGGCCAGGCCCCGUGGCAGACACAGCGCUCCUGCCAAGCCCUCACUGCUGCUUGCUCGCUGCUCCGCCUGGUGCCGCCUGCUCAAAGGCUGCAAGAAAGCAGCGGCAGGGAAGCAGAGCAAUGCAGGGCCUGCACCUGCACCCUGCCUGCCAGAGUGCGCAGCUGGGGCAGCUGCCUCUCUGCCUGCUUGCUCCGUCUGGGGUGUUGGGAGAAGACUAGGCAAGCCACCAACAUGGAAGCAUUGUUGCAGGAAGCUCAGGAGGAAUGGCUGGGGAGAGGGCUGUCACUUUCAUAACCCUCCAUCUCAUACACACACACACACACACAUAUUGGCCACUUGACAAAGCUUCCUUGCUAUCUCAUGGUAGGGCUGGCCCCGCCUGAGGGACAGAGAAAUUGUGAUGGCUGACCUCACCAAGUCUCUUCCACCCCUUACAGAUCUGCAGGGGAUGCGCGUCCUUUGCCUUGGAGGAAAGGGUAGGACUUCUCUGCCUUUCAGAGAUCCCUGAGGCAGCCUCUGUGCUGUCUCUCCCCCUCCUGUUCAAAGGCCAGAAUGUCAGCCUAUAGCCUUCCCUGCUUUGAUGGUUGAGGACUGGAAGAAGUCCCUAGCAGAUUGGGGAGGCACGCCCAAGGCACUCAGGCCACAAAGGAUUAUAAGCCAAAGUCCUGUAGGCCUCUGGAAGACCCUGUCUUACGGGUGCAGGAACAAGGAUCCUCUCGCUGCUGCCUUGAUUUCCCGUUGUGACACAUGAGGUAUGCUCACGUGCUCUUUCCAGGCACCCGAUCCGGUGCCUUUUCCCUUGGAAGAGUCCCUCUCACGGGGGCAGGGGCGAGGGCAGCUUUGCACAUACGAAUAGCAGCAUAGCCUCUUCGCCCUCAGUCUUGCUGGUGCCAGCAGCUGCUUCCUUGUUGCCAUUCCCCACUUUUGCUGUGGGGCCAGGCGCCUGUGUGCAUGGCCGUCUCAUUCCUUGCCUGCUGGAGAAGCGAGAGCUUGGCGCUGCUGGCUCAGGCCGAGAUCCCCAGCCAACACCUGAUCCUCAAAGGAUAAGUUUCUCUGAUGCAGAAUGGGCAUACAAGUGUGGCAAGUUGCACACCGCUGGCUAGCUGCCCUCUGCAUCGUCCUGCUACCCGGCAUUUCAUGGUUUUGUUUCUGGAAUGUGCAGAGCACUGACUCUGCUAACUACCUUCUCCCGUGGAACUGGGUUUCACAGACUGUAAACCUGACAUACCUAUUAAUGUAUUUGCAAGGUAAACCACAGCAAAAGAGCCCCAGAGCCAGGCUGGGCAUUGACCCUCAGUGUCUGGUGACAAUGACGGUGGCCUGCCUUGACCUUUCUGUCUGGUACGUGGGUCAGACUGGACUCUGGAGUAUGAACCUUUUUUAAAAAAAAGUCUACACCCCUUCCACUCUCGAGAGAAAAGAGCAAUUUGGACCGGAGGAAAUUAUUUGAACUGAUCUUUGCAAACUGAUGUAAGGUCUCAACUCCUCUUCAAGUUGAUCUUGAGUCCAAGUGCAUCACCGACUAUGUUAUAGUCUCUACUUUGUUUUAUAAGCAUCUGACAAAUUUAAGCAGCACUUUGCCAUGCUGGAUGGGCUCGUUGAGCCAAGUGGCCCCCUUGCUCUGUGUAAGACAGCCCCCCUCUCCCAGUGUUGGGUGUUUCAAAUGAUGCCCUACUUAUGGGGCUGCACGGGGCUAAUUGUGGAUGGCUAAACCCUCUGUUACUCAACAGAGUAAUUGUUUUUUGGCAAUGCUGAGCUGAUGUGAUUGCUCUUUGAUAAAUAAUAAAUUAAUUUGAAGCUGUUGUGAAGAA